Molecule: messenger RNA, 1230 nt
Organism: Besnoitia besnoiti
Lineage: Eukaryota; Apicomplexa; Conoidasida; Eucoccidiorida; Sarcocystidae
Product: putative vacuolar ATP synthase subunit C
Exons: 1
Coding region: 1-1230 (409 amino acids)
Biological process (GO): proton transmembrane transport
Cellular component (GO): vacuolar proton-transporting V-type ATPase, V1 domain
Molecular function (GO): proton-transporting ATPase activity, rotational mechanism
Source: RefSeq, a predicted model, not a curated record
AUGUCGGGGUCAGCCGGCGCGGCGGGCGACGGAGUGCGGACUUGCCCGUAUUGGUUGGUAGCUUGCAACACGGACGACAGCCACAGCGCUGAGCAGAUUUUCAGUUCGCUGAAGCGCGCAGUUUUGGGUUCGCGCGGCGGCGCAUUGUGCAGUGAGGCGUGUCUGCUGGACAUUCCGCACCUGAAGUUUGGCACCUUUGACGACUUGAUUCGCUCAGUCGACUUGCUGCAGAAGCAGGACUCGUACGUGGAGAGCGUGAUUCGGCGCAUCGAGCGCCAGGCGCUGGAGAUCGACCCCGAGUGCGAGUUGAAAAUCGUCUGGCAGCGCCACUCGCUCACAGUCGACCAAUACAUCCGCCGCUUCCAGUGGGACGACGCCAAGUAUCCGCGCUCGCGCGCGAUCCCAGAGAACCUCGACAUUUUGGUGCAGGCUGUGACGAAGACAGACGACGAAGUGCGCGCCAAAGUCGCCGUCUGGCACGAAGUGCGCCAGCAGAUGGUCAGCACGUCCUCCGCCGGCAAAAAGACGGGCCCGGGGAACUACAUGCAGCGCGACUUGAUCGACGUCUUCGCGCCCGACGCAAUUCGCAGCGACGACUUCCUCACCACGGAGCACCUCGCCACGGCCGUCGUUGUCGUGCCGCGCAGCCAGGAGCGGGACUGGCAGCAGACCUACGAGAGCUUGGACGAGUUCGUCGUGCCGCGGAGCGGCCGCAAGUUCGACUUGCCCGACGACGCGGACGGGAACUCGCUCUGGCGAGUGAUUCUCUUCAAGUCGCACCUCCCUCAGUUUCGCCAAGCCGCGCAGAGCAAGAAGUUCGUCGUCCGCGACUUCCACUACAGCGAGCAAGCCUACCGCGAGACCGUGCUCGCUCGCUCGCGCGUUGAGGCCGAGAAGACCAAGCAGGAAACGUUCCUCAGUCGCGUCUGCUUCGCGGCCUUCUCCGACAUCUUCAUCGCGUGGAUGCAUCUCAAGGCGAUGCGCACCUUCUGCGAGGCAGUCCUCCGCUUCGGAGUUCCGCCGCAGUACGCUGCCUUCGUUCUGCACCCUGCGAGCGAGACCAAGGAGAAGAAGCUGCGCGCGGAACUCGAAAAACUCUUCUCGCCGAAGGGCGGAUUCGGCAACAGAUACUUUGCAGACGGCAAGGACGACGGCGACGAUGACGAAGACUUCUUCCCCUACGUCUGGCUCUCCCUGCAGCCCUUCGGCGUCCACCGCGGCGCCGCGUGA